GGAGUGUUGCGGAGGCGUGUAAGAGUGAUUGUUGUAAACAAAGUGUUAUGUGUACGAUUAACUGGGUUUGACGAUGGCAAAUGUCGAAGAGGAAGAUAUCCAGGAUGAAGAAAUUUCCGAAGUCUUAAUUAAUUUUCCACCAGAAGUUCAGCGUGCCAUUGAACAAGUACUACCAAGCAGUGACCCACUAGAUAAGCCAGAUUUUAAUGCUGUUGACUAUAUCAAUACACUGUUCCCAACGGAACAGUCACUGUCAAACAUCGACGAUGUUAUUGGCAAUAUGCAGUACAAAAUCAGAUCAAUUGAUGAUGAAAUCCGAUCAGUCGUUAGGGGUCAAACAAAUGUUGGCCAGGAUGGACGUGCAGCUUUGGAAGAAGCACAGCGUGUUAUUCGGCAACUAUUCGUCCACAUAAAAGAUAUAAAAACGAAGGCUGAACAAUCUGAAGAAAUGGUGAAAGAAAUAACGCGAGAUAUAAAACAGUUGGACUGUGCUAAAAGGAAUCUUACUGCAGCCAUCACCACACUGAACCAUCUGCAUAUGCUGGUUGGUGGUGUCGACAGUCUGCAGGCACUCAUUAAAAAGAGGCAGUAUGGAGAAAUUGAGCUUCCAUUACAAGCAAUAAUGGAAGUAAUGAAACAUUUCCACAAUUAUAUGGACAUUCCCCAGAUCAAACAACUAGCAGAGCAGGUUAACAAAAUACAUUUGGAAUUAGCAACACAAAUAACAGCAGAUUUCCGUGAUGCUUUUUCUGGUCCUAAUGCCAAACAUUUUGCACCUACUAAACAAUUAGCAGAAGCUUGUCGAGUUGUGUCUGUUCUGGAUCCAAAAGUGAAGCGAGACCUCUUGAAAUGGUUCAUUGGUUUGCAACUGGCCGAGUAUUGUCAUCUCUUUCAGGAAAACCAAGAUACUGCUUGGUUAGACAAAAUAGACAGACGGUAUGCGUGGCUAAAGAGACAUUUACUCGAUUUUGAAGACAAAUUUGGAUCUAUGUUUCCUCCAGAAUGGGAAGUAUCAGAGCGCAUCACAGUAGAAUUCUGCAAUAUUACCAGAGAUGAGCUUUCAAAGUUGAUGCAUAAACGCAAAACAGAAAUUGAUGUGAAGCUGCUUUUAUUUGUAAUACAAAAAACAGCAAAUUUUGAAAGUCUUCUUGCAAGAAGGUUUACUGGUAUCACAUUAGAGGAGACUGAUAGGCCAACUGAGAGAAGAUUGUCGGAGGCAACUCCUUCAACAAACCCAUUUGAUGAACCUUCUGCUCCAGGUAACCCAUUUGAGGAAGAGACAGAAGACACAAAAUCUAGAGACAGUGCACCAGUUAAGCCAAAACUUUCACCUUUCCAGGGCAUCAUUGGACGCUGUUUUGAACCAUAUCUGUACAUUUAUAUUGAAAGUAUAGACAGGAAUUUGGCUGAACUUAUUGAGAGGUUCAUUCAAGAAACAAAGGAGCAACAGUCUGAUGGGAUAAAUGAUGGCACCGGAAAUGCUGUGAUGUCAUCGUGUGCUGAUUUGUUUGUCUUCUACAAAAAGUGCAUGGUACAGUGCACACAACUCAGUACUGGAGAGGCCAUGCUAGGACUCACAGCCACUUUUCAGAAGUAUCUACGAGAAUAUGCAGUAAAGCUGUUACAGAACAACCUUCCAAAGCUAGCUGCUCCAUCAUCAGGAAUGUCAAACUUGACGAGGGACCUGAGAGACCUAUCAUCAGCUGGGCUGUCUACUGCAGGACUUAUCCAAAACUUCCAAAGCCUUCUGAAAGAAGGAGAAGUAACGAGAUACACCCCAGAGGAACAGGCAAGGGUCUGCAGUAUACUUACAACAGCAGAAUAUUGCCUGGAGACAACUCAGCAAUUAGAAGAGAAGCUCAAAGAAAAAGUUGACCCUGGAUUGGCUGAGAAGAUUAAUCUGUCCCAGGAACAGGAUGUAUUUCACAAUGUGAUCUCUAACUGCAUCCAACUCCUGGUACAGGACUUGGAAUCUGCUUGUGAACCAGCACUGACUGCCAUGAGCAAGAUAUCGUGGCAGAACAUAGACACAGUGGGUGACCAGAGUGGCUAUGUUUCUGCCAUCACUUCUCAUUUGAGGCAGACAGUUCCAGUAAUCAGAGACAAUCUUGUCUCGUCGCGAAAAUACUUCACUCAGUUCUGUAUCAAAUUUGCUAAUUCCUUCAUCCCAAAACUAAUACAUCAUAUAUUUAAAUGCAAACCAAUAAGCACUGUUGGUGCUGAGCAAUUGCUACUAGACACUCACAUGCUGAAGACAGUGUUGCUGGAUUUGCCCUCCAUAGGUUCCCAAGUAAAUCGAAAGGCCCCAGCUAGUUAUGCCAAGAUAGUUAUUAAGGGAAUGACAAAAGCAGAAAUGAUACUCAAGGUUGUGAUGGCACCUAGUGAACCAGCAGCAGCUUUUGUAGAUCAGUGCAUCAAGCUUCUUCAGGGUGCAGAUAUUUCAGAGCUACAAAAGAUCCUCGAUAUGAAGGGUCUGCGACGGGCAGAGCAGAGUCAGCUGGUAGAACUGUUCCGCCAAAAACUGCCACCACCUCCUCCACUGGGAGGUAGUCCCAUGCUUGGACCACCGGGUUCUCCACUGCCACCUCUGGGUCUUGGCAGCCCAGACCACGAGUCGAGUCGCAUCAAGAAGCUUGAAAAACUUAUCAAGAAAAGACUGUGAACUCAGCCAAAGUGCCAGACUCAGCUAUGGCAUGUGCUAAUAGUCUUAAACAGUAACAUAUGGAUAGCAGUAUCAGGAGCAUUUGGUGCAAAAAGAGGAGCUGUAGUUGUUUUGAAAUAAAAUCAUAGUCAGUA
Messenger RNA from Schistocerca serialis cubense, 2796 nucleotides. It is a transcript of the gene Vps53, whose product is annotated as vacuolar protein sorting-associated protein 53 homolog. The record is from RefSeq and is a predicted model, not a curated record. The coding region runs from base 74 to 2662 and encodes 862 amino acids. Gene Ontology annotation, cellular component: GARP complex. The transcript is spliced from 16 exons. Lineage: Eukaryota; Metazoa; Arthropoda; Insecta; Orthoptera; Acrididae. Gene Ontology annotation, biological process: retrograde transport, endosome to Golgi.